Clonostachys byssicola is the source of this 240-nucleotide messenger RNA. Lineage: Eukaryota; Fungi; Ascomycota; Sordariomycetes; Hypocreales; Bionectriaceae. The record is from the annotation of a GenBank genome assembly.
AUGCCGACGGUUGACGAUGUGAUCGUUAACUCAGGCAAGAUGGAAGAAGACGGUGGCAGUUGGGAUCUUGGGACCACGCGCGUGGAGCUUGAUGGCCACUCGUCAGGGAUGCUUCGCCACGGGUGUCUAGAUGCGCAUGGCUUCCCUGAAACCACGGACCCAGAGCUGCAAGCCACAGACAACCAAGAGAUGCUGCUAGGGCUAGGUAAGAGAGGUUUCACAUGGAUAAACUACGAAUAG